Messenger RNA from Podarcis muralis (Common wall lizard), 2131 nucleotides. Lineage: Eukaryota; Metazoa; Chordata; Lepidosauria; Squamata; Lacertidae. The record is from RefSeq and is a predicted model, not a curated record.
CCUAGAGAGGCAAUGAGGAAGGCGAGUCCUCCCAGCUCCCUGGGAUGGUCCUGUGAUGGCUUUUUGAAUGUCCUUUUGCUGCAGAAAACAAGAGAGGAGAGCAGGAUCCAGCCUGGGAAAGCCGAUCACCGGAAUUUAUUCUGGAAUUUUCCUCUUGGUUUUUGUUCGCUCCUCCGUGAACCUUCUCAAAUAUGAAAAGGGGGGAUCAGACCCCCACAGGACCAACAUCAGGAGAGGCGGGAUCUCCAGGAGCAGCGAAAGCCCCUCACGUCCUCCAAGCUGGGAACAUCCGAGAAUUCCUGAGACGGAUGCCAGGGGAUCAGAUCAAACAAGAGCCAAACGAGAGCUCCCUUGAGCUCUGGGAAGUCCAAUGGCAGGAGUUCCUGAAGACGGUGGAGUCUCCUCAUCCGGAAUGGGGCACCCCAGCCUUUCCAGAGAAGUCCUCGCCAUGGGACGACGCCAAGGGCUUCCUGGCCUCCUUCGAACAAGUGGCCCAAGCCUGCCGGUGGCCCCGGGAGGAGUGGGUGGCCCGACUCUUGCCGGCCCUCAGCGGGGAAGCCGAGCGGGCCUUCCGCAGGCUGCAGGCCCGAGACAGAGAGGAUUAUGGGAAAGUGAAGGUGGCCAUCUUGCGAGGGGAUGCCAUGAGCCGGGAGAAGAUCCGCCAGCAUUUCCGGCGCUUCUGCUACCAGGAGGCCGAGGGGCCGAGAGGGGCCUACGUCCGGCUGCAGGAACUCUGCUGCCAGUGGCUGAAAUUUGAAAGGCACUCCAAGGAGCAGAUCCUGGAGCUGCUGAUCCUGGAGCAGCUCUUGACCAUCCUGCCAGCCCACAUCCAGAGCUGGGUGAGGGAGUGUGGGCCGGAGACCUGCUCCCAGGCGGUGGCCCUGGCCGAGGACUUCCUGUUGAGGCAGGAAGUGGCCCAGAGCCAAGAAAGCCAGGUGACGUUUGAAGAGGUGGCUGGGAGUUCCUCCGAAGAAGGCCAGGGUCCGUCCCUGAACAAGCAGAGGCUUCUCUGCAUCGACACCAAGCAGGAAGAUGACGACGGAGAAGCUGGCCUGCUGGCAGCCAAAGGUUGGGUCACCAUCUGCAACGGGGAAGACUACGCGGCGGAAGACUCUGAGGCCGAGUGUCCGCACGGGACAUCGGUGUGGAAAACGGAGGAGAGCUUUUCCGAGUGUUGCGCGCAAAAAAAUGCCUCAGGGCGCCAGGGAAGAGCAGAGGGCCGUCAGGAAAAGCUGAUGGCAGAGGAAGCCGAUGGAUUGGGUUGCCUGACCCCCACGGAAACCCCGGCUGCAGUCCCGGUAGGAAUCGACACCAACCGGAAACAGACCGCCUACGGUUCUUACGGCCGGAACGCCAUCCUCCCGACGAGAACUCGGAUGGGGGUGAAGCCGGUAAAAUGCCAAGUCUGCGGGAAGUACUUCCUGUGCAGCGCAAAGCUCCUCGUCCAUCAAAGGACCCACGCCGGGGAGAAACCCUACAAGCGCCUGUAUUUCUGUGGCGCCCAGCACAUGGGCUCCCCCGGCCAACCCCCCGUCCUCCACAAGAUGGUUCCCUCCCGCAUCCGUGGCCAGCGGUGGGAAGGGAAGGAAGUUGUGGCCUUGCUGAGCAGCAUCAAAGCCAGUCCCGCCCUGGCCCUCCUGAUGAGUAGCAGCUCCCAGAGGGGGCACCAACACUGGGAAAGGAUCAGGGACCAGCUCCAGGCUCAGGGCUUCGUCAGGAACAUCGACCAGCUCCGAUCGAAGUGGAAACAGCUGAAGACGGACUUUUUUGCAGCUGGGCGGCCUGCCGCGGAAGGGAGGGAGAAGCCUGCGGUCAUCCCUCCGUAUUUCAACCGGAUGCGGGCCGUGUGGGAUGCGGCAGGACGCCCCCCCUUCAAGGACCGUCACCUGCCGGCUUCUUACCGAGCCCGGAGGCGUGAGCUGGAGAGAUGUGAGGAAGAUGACGAGGACGACAUGGAGGUACAAGGCCCCUCCUGCUAACGGAUGAGGGAGACACCUGGAAUCGAGGAAAAACAAGCCUUCUGUGAGGUCCUAUGAACCAGUAGCCAAGCGCCAGAACCAGGAGGGGCACCGCUGGGAACUCGAGUGGCCCAUUUGACCAGGUGGUGGUCCUUGAAAUCAGGGGUCUGAAG